Molecule: messenger RNA, 2305 nt
Organism: Aptenodytes forsteri (emperor penguin)
Lineage: Eukaryota; Metazoa; Chordata; Aves; Sphenisciformes; Spheniscidae
Gene: SLC4A1AP
Product: solute carrier family 4 member 1 adaptor protein
Exons: 15
Coding region: 1-1911 (636 amino acids)
Molecular function (GO): mRNA binding
Source: RefSeq, a predicted model, not a curated record
AUGACUGUCAAGAAAGCUGUCCCUCAGUGCCUCACCGAGCAGCGCGGUUUCCACGACGGCAUCAGGACGCAACGCUGGCAUUUAACAGAUUACAUUGCUCCUUCUCCUGAGCGGGGGGAAGAAGAAAGAAACGCACCCGUGAAGCGGCAGUUAUUUCUGUGUGUAACAGGGGCUGGUGUGGCUCCACCUGAGCCACGCCGGCACCUCGCUGAGCGGGACCCACGGUGCGCCCUGAUUUGCGUGGAGAAACUCCGGGGGCCGCACUCCCCGGCUCGCCCGCCUCCCCCGCAAGCCUACUGCCGGGUGCGGGUGGGCCACGGGCUCCGCUUCGGCGGCAGCUCCCGCCUCUUCCUCCUGCAGGGACCCAAAGAGGACCAGGAGUCCGAGUCGGAACUAACUGUGACUCAACUGAAGGCACUGCGUAAGCAGCAGCAAGCAAAAUUAGAAAAGACGAUGUUGGGAGAGGACUCUGAUGAGGAAGAUGAAAAAGAGGAGAGAAGUGAGAGGAGUCAGAACAGCGAUAUGAGCUGCUCGUGGGGAAUGGGGGAUGAUGCUGAGGAGGAUGAGGUUGAAGAAAACCCUAUUGCAAUUGAUUUUCAGGAUGUACAAGAUGCCUUCUAUAUGAAAGAUCCUAGGAAGGCCUUACAGGGCUUUUUUGACAGAGAAGGAGAAGAGUUAGAAUAUGAGUAUGAUGAUCGUGGGCACAAUAGCUGGCUAUGCAGGAUCAAGUUGCCUGUGGAUGAUGCAUCAGGGAAGCAGCUGGUGGCAGAGGUUCUCCAUUCAGGAAAGAAGAAGGAAGCAAUGAUACAGUGCGCACUGGAAGCUUGCAGGCUACUCGACGCUCGGGGAGUACUGAGGCAAGAAGCAGUAUCCCGUAAAAGGAAAUCAAAGAACUGGGAAGAUGAGGAUUUUUAUGACAGCGAUGAUGACACCUUCCUUGAUCGAACUGGUGCCGUGGAAAAGAAACGACUGAGCAGAAUGAAAAAAGCUGGUAAAAUAGAAGAAAAACCAGAGACUUAUGACUCCCUGGUCACAAAACUAAAUGAAGCUGAAAAUGAGCUUUCUGAGAUAACAGAGAAGCUGAAGGCUUCAGGGAAAGUCCAGUCCCAGCCAGCAGCUCAAGAUUCCUUGGAUGAAUUCAUGACUGAAAUAAAAUCAGGAUGCACCUUAGACAGUGUGGCACGAAAGAAGCUUCACUUGCGGUCGUUUGAGCUGAAGAAAGAGCAACAGAGACUGAAAGGGUUAAUAAAGCUUGUCAAGCCUGCAGAACUGCCUGAGCUGAAGCCCCAGAGUGGGAGUUACAGUCUGGAAGCAGAGAGCAAGCCUAAAAAGAUUACCCUGCCUCUCUUUGGUGCAAUGAAAGGGGGGAGCAAAUUCAAGCUGAAAACUGGAAGCCUAGGGAAGAUGCCUGUUAAGCGUCCAGAUAUCCCUGAAAGCUUGUUAAGAAUGAAAGAUGAUGGACCGGAGGAGGAGGAAGAGGAAGAAGAAGAAGAAAUGGAGGAGGAGCAAGAAGUAGAUGCAAUAAACAGCAGAGCAUCAAACCUGGAAAUGAAAAUGACAACAGAGGAAGAAACGGGAAAAGAAACUAAUGCUCCCAAUGGUUCUCCUUGCAAUAACAAGAAUCUAGAAUCCCUUCAAGACGGCGUUCAUUUUCUGCCUGAGCCGAAGAUACUAAGGAAUAAAUCUCAGAUGGGACCCUCACAAGAGAAAUCUCAGGCAUCUGAGGCAGUAUAUAAGGAACCUGAAGAGACAUCUGAGAAAGUUAAGAAAAUCAAUAGCUCAAGCAAGGUCCAACAACCUUUUUUUUCCUCACAGUACCCAGAUGAUGACCCAGACUACUGCAUAUGGAUUCCUCCUGCAGGUCAAAGCGGUGAUGGCAAGACUCAUCUCAAUGAAAAAUAUGGCUACUAAGCUUCAAGCGCCCCAGAGUACAUCUGAGGUUUGAAGGACUGCUCUAUUUUGGACUCUUUCACCACACGUUAAGUGAGGGAUAAAGGAGUUGCUUUUUCAGACGCUGUUCCAAAUUCAAGGGCAUCAGCAGCGACUCUGGCUGUUAGCUCUCCCUGUGUGUGCUCUGUUUGUCUUCCAGAUACUUUUUUAAAAGUAAAAGCCCACAUACUCUUCUUUCUCUUCUUCCACUUUUAGCCUUGUCCUUUUUAUUUGGCUUAAAACUGUAGGCUCAUUUUUCCUUUUGUAAAUAAAAAUAUACAGAUAGUAUUAAAAAAAAAAAAUACACCUCUGUAUACUUACAGGCUUGAUAAAAUUUUUUCAUGUUGGUUUUAUGCAAUUAAAAUGAGAAACACUA